Molecule: messenger RNA, 2265 nt
Organism: Anopheles marshallii
Lineage: Eukaryota; Metazoa; Arthropoda; Insecta; Diptera; Culicidae
Exons: 6
Coding region: 1-2265 (754 amino acids)
Source: RefSeq, a predicted model, not a curated record
AUGCUCUCCUACAUGCUGCCAGUCGAGGAAAAAUCGCCAUCCGCAGCGGCUGCAGCAGCAACGCGUAAUCUAAGCCUCAACCUGACCACAACAACCGCGGGUACCGCAACCGGUGGUGUGAGUGGUGUUGUCGGUGGUGCCGUAUCUACCGGUGGUGCUGCUGGUGCUACGAUCGUGCGCGAGUGUAACGCUGGUUCCGGCUCCGGCCCAACCACCGCGAGUACGUCCAGCGUCGCCCAGGUGCGGUCCAUCAUCAAGCCAACAAUCAAACACGGUGCAACACAUCGCUAUCAGCUGAUCGGUGGUGGAUCGGAUAGCAAACCGCACGGUGCUGGUGGUGGUGGAGCCGGUGGUAGUGCGGAUAGCCGCCAGGCGCGUGGCUGGCAGGACGAACCGGACGGUGAGGCGGACCUGUGCGACGAAAGCACCAACCUGCUGUCGGCCGGUGCCGAGGACGAGGACGACGACGAUCGGGAACCAGCCGGCGAUCGGUCGCGGCGCGUCGGCCCGGUGAAGAGUGACAAGAACUUCAACAAUCUCAUCCUGGUGACGAACGGUCGGCAUACGAAACCGACCAACGGUAACCAUGCGGGCCCAACACCGAAGCUGGCCAGUGUACUGAAACCGACGAACGGUGUCGGUGGGUCCGGUCCGGUACGGCCGGGCAGCAGCAACAGUGGAGUCGCCCACAUCAACAGCGGCGGUGCCUACUACAAUGGCUACAUAGCCGUCAGUGGCGAAAACGACGAUGAGCACCAUCGGCUGCUGGUCAGUGCGAACAAUCUGCGUAAUACGAGCGGCGAACCGCGCCAGGAGUGGAACAGCCACAGCCGAAACGGUGAGGGUCCGGGCGGACCGGCCACCACCGAUCCACCGCGGUCAUCUUCCACCUUUACCAGCACCGUGCGCACCAACGGCAACUGCCGCACGAUGAACAGUCUGAACGGGAACCUGAUGGGGUCGGAGGCAGCCCCGCCGGUGGUGGCCCCGUUACCGCUGGAACCGUCCGACAUUGGGAGCGGUACGGCGGACGCCUCCCUCGGCAGUGAUUCGGACUCGGCAACCGGGGCCGGCGGGUCCGGUUCGGCCACCACAGCCGGUGGCGGCAAGAAGGUGAAACUGAACAAGCUUGGCGGUAACAAGAACGUCACACUCAAAAGAGUAUCGUUCGGCUCGUCCAAGGGUUCGAUGGUGGAAACGCUCGUGUUCGAGACGCCAACACCGCUGCCGGAGCAUGCCGAGCGGGAGUUCUUUCAAUCGCCGGCCGUGCUGGCCGGUGCAGGACACACGACCGUGUACAGCGGUGGCAGUGGUCCACAUCAUCACUAUCCGGCGACGGGGCUGGCCGGGAUGCACCAUCCGCAUCACCACCCGCAUCACCAUCACCACCAUCAUCAGUACCAUCCGCAGUAUUCCGGAGGCUACCAUCCGCUGGACGGUGGAACGGGCACGGCCGGACCGCACGACGACAGCGGUAUCGAGCUGCAGGAAGAAGUAGAGCGCUCGAAGGUGCGUGUAUCGUUCUUCCAGAGCAGCAAACCGCAAUCAAUCAGUCCGCCGGAGUCGCUACACCUGUACGGUGGGCAAAGUUUGAUUCAUUUCGGCGGCGGCGGCACCGGUGGCGGCGGCUAUGAUAACAACAACUCACCGCUAGACACCUACAUCACCUCGGCAGCACUCAACCAGCAGUACGAUUCGCUGACCAGCCAUCAACAGCCGCACGCACACUUUCAUCCGGACCACCGGGAUCCCAACAUGGCGGCUGUCUACGGAGGUACCAAUGUGCCGCCGACGGUGUUUAACCGACAGAUGAGCACCGAGUCCGGCUGGGACAAUCCAUUCAGACCGGGCGGUGACCUAUCGCGGGAAGCAGAUGAAAUAGUCAAUCUGAUCAAAGGUGGCAAACCGAUCACACCUACCGGCGACCAAAGUUUAGUGAACGGCAGUACUCCUAAGGAUAGUCACAUCACCGACGACCCAGACACGACGGUUGUAGACGGUGCGAUAACAAAGCACGAGUCCUCGCAGCUGCAAGCGGCCCAUCAGAAUGGCACCAAAUCGCCCCACAAAUCGACCGGCACCGGUGCUACCGGGUCGCCUGCGCUGGGUGCGAAAAAUGGAACCACCACCGGAGCGGAUGGCAGUACGGUGAACAGCAGCACGACACCGAUCAGCAAUCAGGUGAUACCGGGCCCACAGUCCGCAUCGCACGUCGUGAUCGACGAGAAGAAAAAGAAAAAGUGCACCUGUUGCGUUAUACAGUAA